Molecule: messenger RNA, 1363 nt
Organism: Etheostoma cragini (Arkansas darter)
Lineage: Eukaryota; Metazoa; Chordata; Actinopteri; Perciformes; Percidae
Gene: cabp5a
Product: calcium binding protein 5a
Exons: 7
Coding region: 170-757 (195 amino acids)
Molecular function (GO): calcium ion binding
Source: RefSeq, a predicted model, not a curated record
CCUGACUCCUCCCCGUGAGCAUACAACCCUGGAUGCAGCCACACCCUCCCCUCACACAACCUUCCAGCAGCAUCCCAUCAGGCGGAGCAGACCAGGCACACACACACACACUGAGACACUGAGAAGAAGAUCAAGAAAACUAAGGAAGACAGAGGACUUUUUGCACUGCAUGUCAGCUCCUGGGUCUCGGCUUCAGAGGUCGUGUAUAAUGCGCUUGGCUGAUGAACAGAAAUCACCAGAGGAAGAAAUGAGUUUGGGGGCUGCGUGCGUUUUCUUGCGAGGAGGGAAAAAUAUUUCAAGACAGCUGGUUGACGAUGAGAUUGAUGAGCUGCGUGAUGCAUUCAAUGAGUUUGAUAAAGACAAGGAUGGGCUGAUCAGCUGUAAGGACCUGGGGAAUCUGAUGAGGACAAUGGGCUACAUGCCCACAGAGAUGGAGCUGAUCGAGCUGAGCCAAAAUAUCAACAUGAACCUUGGUGGAAAAGUGGACUUUGAAGACUUUGUGGAGCUGAUGGCCCCAAAGCUUCUGGCAGAAACGGCUGGGAUGAUUGGCAUGAAGGAGCUCAAAGAGGCCUUUAAAGAGUUUGACAUGGACGGAGACGGAGAGAUCACAACAGAGGAGCUGCGGUUGGCCAUGAACAAGCUGAUGGGAGAGCACAUGAACCAAAAGGAGAUAGACGCCAUUGUAAAAGAAGCUGAUGACAACGGAGAUGGCACAGUAGAUUUUGAAGAGUUCGUCAGAAUGAUGUCUCACCAAUGACAAUUGAAGAGACUGUCAAUAAAGAAAGUACCUUUGCAACUCUACGGACAGGCAUUCAUAUCGAUGCUGGCUCUCUAUAGAGCUCUUUGAAAGAGGAAUUUGUACAUAUUAAGAACAUGUAAUAAUGUUGAAAUUCAAAUAGAAAUGCUGCAGAGAAAAGAUAAGCAAUGUCAAGUUGUUCUCAGAGAGAAUUUUACAUCUAUGCAAAGAUUGACUAUAAUUUACUGUACUGAGACAUGUUUUAUGAUCAUGGAAACAAGUGUGAACACAAAUAAAACCAUAUUUUGUUUGAUGAUAUUUAUUUGAUAAAGCCUUUUUGUUGAUUGUUUUGUUGAAUUGGAUUAAACGCAUGAAUUGCUAAUGGAACAUAUUUUUUCUUUAUUUAAUUAUUCUUACAGUAUUCUAAUCACUAAAACAACGCUUAAUGCAGAAUUGGAUACAACGGUAUCAAAAGAUUCUACUGUGCAUAGCAUAUUAAUAUAUACAGUAUUUAGCCUGCUUGUUGUAAUGUGUUGACUGCAUACUUUAUUUGUGGAUGGAAUCCAAUAAUUUAAAAUCCUGGUAACAGGUAUUCAGAUAUCUAAAUAAAACAUAAUUAUAAACUUU